Molecule: messenger RNA, 427 nt
Organism: Cavia porcellus (domestic guinea pig)
Lineage: Eukaryota; Metazoa; Chordata; Mammalia; Rodentia; Caviidae
Gene: Spink1
Product: serine peptidase inhibitor Kazal type 1
Exons: 4
Coding region: 108-344 (78 amino acids)
Molecular function (GO): serine-type endopeptidase inhibitor activity; protein binding
Source: RefSeq, a predicted model, not a curated record
GAGCCUCUGUUGCCACCUACUUAUAUGACCGUCUAGUCCCAGGCUUCACAAGAGGAGCUGUAAAUUCAGUAUAGUUUUCACUGACUUCUGGAUACAGAGCUUCAGCCAUGAAGGUAACAGGCAUCUUUCUUCUCAGUGUCUUGGCCUUGCUCAUGUUAUCUGGUAAUACUACAGCUUCUGUUGAAAGACAGGCUAACUGCGAUCAUACAAGGCUUGGGUGUCCCAGGAUCUACAGUCCUGUCUGUGGCACUGAUGGCAUUAGUUAUAGCAAUGAGUGUCUACUCUGUGUUGAAAACAGGAAGCGCCAGGUUCCUGUCCUCAUUAAAAAAUCUGGGCCGUGCUGAGAACCAGGGUUUCAAAACCCCUGAAGCUUACCAGGAGGUCUGGCUGGUCUGAUUGUUGAAUAAAAGCAUCUGAAUACGCUUUC